Sclerotinia trifoliorum is the source of this 3053-nucleotide messenger RNA. The record is from the annotation of a GenBank genome assembly. Lineage: Eukaryota; Fungi; Ascomycota; Leotiomycetes; Helotiales; Sclerotiniaceae.
GUCUUAAAGCCAAAUUCCCAUAUCUUUCUGAAGAAUCCCAUCUUAUUGUCAAUGACCCAACGAUUCCCCCUCCCCUCUCUCUAUUUUCCGAAAAACUAUUUCAGAUUCAUUUUUUUUUUUUUACUUAUAUCUGAUCCAAAUAUCCAUAUCGAAAAUAUCUACCGAAAUCUUUCUGAUCCUUUUCUACACAAAUCCGAUAUAAGCAAAUAUACUUCCUUUUCAUCGGAAAGUUUCUUCUUCCUUUAUCACUACUACCUACCUACCUACCUACCUACCUGCCUACACAUACAUCCAUCCAUCCAUCCAUCCAUCCAUCCAUACAUUCAUACAUACCUACUCGCAUCUACCAAUUGUCGUGGUGUUCUUCCAUCUUUGCUCAUAUCUCCGCCUACCUCCUUCAUCAGAUCUCUACCCGAACCUUUUGGAUAUUCCCUUACCAUCAAUAAGAUUCGAAGCAGAUAUACUUACUCACCUUGGUAUCUUUACCUACAAAUCAAUCCUAUUCAUAUCCAUAUUCAAGUAAUUGAAGAUUCUUAAGUUUUCAAUCCCGCUCAACAUAUUAUCUAUCCACUACCAUUUUCCCCUCCUUGUCUUCAUAUGUACUCGAAAUUGUACACUCAACAUUCAGAUAUCAACAUUCGAUAGAUCAGGUCCAACUUCCAAUCCUUUUCAAGCAAGAGUGAAAGGUAUUUGAUUCCCUACCAUUUACCAGUUCGAAUUUCAAACACAGUUCGCAAAUCUACAAAUUCAUCGCAAUGUCAUCAACAAAGAGACCCAGUAUGAAGGGUAGAGAUUCCUCGGGUCGCGAAAUAUCUUUACUCAAUACCACCCUACCAACGGAGGUUUCUCCAUCUCCUGUAUCACACUCACACUCACACUCACACUCACACUCACACUCACAUUCACAUUCACAUUCACAUUCACAACUACCACAAUUACCAUUCAGAGACGUUUCUUAUGAUUUCUAUGGAGCGUCAGUUUAUGCGAGGAAUUAUUCUCCACAAUCCCCGCAUAUGGUUCGAACAAAUUCCAAUCUAUCAAUCACAAGCAGUACAUCAGUACCAAGUUUGUUUCGUUCGGAUUCCUAUGAUUCUCACACAAAUGAAGCUCAAUCACCAAUUACACCUACCUUCACACCAAGUGCUCAUGGAAGAAAUCAUUCUUUCCCAAUGCAGUAUGGUAAGGAUUAUACUUGUUUCGAGCGCAAUUCCAUGGAAGAAUUCCGUCCAAGUUCCUCUCUACCAUCCAUCACUCAAAAAGCGAUGCAAUCAAUCAACAUGCAACAAUACCCCGAAGAACAUUUCUAUCCCGACGAAUCCUAUCAUGGGGUUACUGAACGUCUUCCUGGGAGACGUUACUCAUGUCGAUUUAAGGAAUCCCAUCAAUGCAACAAAACCUUUACUACCUCCGGUCAUGCAUCCCGGCAUGCCAAAAUACACACUGCCGAAAAAAUGGUGCGAUGCACUUUUGCUGGAUGUGUGAAGAAGUUUACCCGGGCGGACAACAUGAAGCAACACCUUGACACUCAUUACAAGGACAAGCCUAGAUCUUCAUCGAGUACUACCUCGAGCACGAGUGGCAGAUUAAAUAGAAAGUCACCACUUACAAUGCCGGCUAGGGUUCAAAAGAAAUCCUCUCCAUCAAUCAGCAUGCGAUCUCCAAGAAAUAAAACGCCAUCUCGAAUGUCAUCAUCAGAUAUUCCUCCUUUCGAUUUAAGAGAUCAAGAGACCCAAGUUCAGUAUAAUUCAUUCGUGGGUUCAUCGCAACCAUUACAAUCUGGUAUUCAAGCAGAUUUCAAAAAUUUACCUACCAGAAACAAAGUCACAACCAGUAGUUUAGAUCUAUUGGCGGAAGCAGCAUUGAAUUAAGACACGUACCAAAUUCAAUCGAGAAGUUUUUUUAUUCAGUAUCCUCUAUCUCACCAAUUAGAGGAUAUUAAAAAAAACCCAAGUCGUACGGAAUCAUAUUUAUUCAAGCCUCCGCUUGGAUCAUCGAUCCUCUCUCCCCACAACGGCCAUUUCCCUUUGUGAAUAUGCAGGUAAUAUUACUUUUCUAGUAUCUUGCAUAAAGGGCUUCUCCACACCUCAUUCUUUGUCGACACUUUGGGCAAUUUUUUACUUCAAAACUUUGGUUAUUGGAUAUGAAUGGGAAAAAGUGGAAUACAUAUAUUGGAUGCAUUCAGUAUUGCAUUCGGCAUUGGCGUUUCCACAUGAGCCGAUGGCUUUUGUGUUCGGUUAAUUUAAAAAUGUCCGUGGGAAGGUGGUGGUGCCACCCUUCGGGUGGUUUCGGGAUUCUUAUUUAUCCGUUUCUUUUCACUUCCCUCGGUUACAUCGGCUUUUGAUGAUGAGGAUGCAAAAGCUACUUUUCUCUUCUUCAAGUAUAUAAUACUUUUUUAUUUAUUUUAUUUCGGGAAUUUUUUAUGAGGUUUCUUUUUUCGGUAUAUACCACGACUUAACGAGUUCACGACGUUUAUACAUGGCUCGAGAGUUGGGGGUGGACUUUUUGAUCAAGAUUAUUAUUAGUGGGGGAGUGGAGGUGGAAGUGGAUAGUUGAUGCAGAUUGGUUGGAUGAUGGAUUGGUGGAUAUAAUUGUUUUGAUAUUGAUGAAAAGAGAAAAUGAGAGGAAGGUUUUUAUACCAUGGUUGGAUGGGCCCGGGAAGCGGAAUCGGAUGGGGAAAAUGGUACAUGGAGUUUGGUUUCUCAGAGGUUGAGGUUGGGAUUUCUUUUGUUUUGCUUUGUUUUGAUAUACUUUUACUCUAUUCAGGCAUGAUAUGAUACCAGGAUAAGUAGUUCUAUGAUAUACUUGUCGGUUUGGGCUGGGAUUCUUUGUUGGGUGUUGGGUUUAUAUGGUGGGAUGGAUGUGUGUGGAUGAUCGUGUGGAAAUGAGGGGAAGGAGUCGAUAUGAAUGUGGAUAAGAGUAUGAGUAUGCUUAGCAAUGACAGCGAUGUGCUGAGCUCUUUGAGCAUGAGCAUGAGUGUUUGCUAGUAGUGGAUAAUAAAAAUAAAAAUAUAUCCAAAGGUUAGGGGUGUUGUGCGAAUGUGAUGUUGAUAUGUG